AUGUCCCGCGAUUCCUCCGCCACACACCUCCACCUCGCCUCGUCACGAUACGCCGACCUCUUCGAAGAGUUCUGCCGACCACCUUCCAGCGGCAGGAUCUCCGGAGACGUCUACCCCUCGUCCAUCAAUGGCAAAAACCCCCAACAAAACAACAACCCCCCUGGCCCCCUCCACGACGGCAGCAACAUGACGAUCCUCCCGGGCUCAUUCCUCCCAUUUGAAGAAAUCCACCUCCCUCCACAUCUCAUGCCACUGAACCCAGAAGACGAAGACGGGGUUGUGCCGGACAUGCACGCUGCUUUUGGCAUCACCCGGGCACUUGGAGGUGGGGCGAGCGUCGGGAUGCCGGCGGGGAAUGGGAGUGUAGUUGGUGCGGCUGUUGUAGGAGCAGAGGGAAGUGGAAGUGCUGGUGGGGGGGCUGCAGGUGGAGAGUCCAGUCUAGCGGGUGUGCAGCGUGAGCCGGCGUGGAGGGACUUAGGCCUGGGUGGGUUGAUGGCUGACGGGGUGGAAGGGGGACGGAGGGGAAAUGGUGGUGGUAAUGCUGGAACGAGGAGGGAGGGGAGGAGGACGGGGUUGUUGUUCUUGAGGUGA
This is a messenger RNA of Exophiala bonariae, 591 nucleotides long. RefSeq lists its product as uncharacterized. The record is from RefSeq and is a predicted model, not a curated record. The transcript is spliced from 2 exons. The coding region runs from base 1 to 591 and encodes 196 amino acids. Gene Ontology annotation, cellular component: anaphase-promoting complex. NCBI's taxonomy places the organism in Eukaryota, Fungi, Ascomycota, Eurotiomycetes, Chaetothyriales, Herpotrichiellaceae.